UUCCUUUUAGAAUCAAAUUGUAGAAGGGAGAUAUAUGCAACUUUGCUGAAGAUUCUGAUGGCUCGUGAAGAUGCUAGCCAGCCUUUGCUUUCGGCUAUGACUGAUUCUUCACUAAAUGAGACAAAGGCCAUCCAGAGAAGAAAGCCUCAGCGCCGCUCAAUGGCUCCUUCAGAGAAAGGCUCUCAAGAGCAACAGAGGAUCCCAUCUGCUAUAAAUCCUGAGUCAGCACUUGUAGCACAAGAGGUUAGGUUCAAGUAUGUGCUACUAUGGUUGGCUUCCUAUCUAGGCAUAGGCACCCUUUGGUUCUCCCUCAUAAGGAAUCAGAUUGAUGGUAAGAAGACGAAUGGGGUUCUCGAUGCAAUUUACUUCUGUGUUGUGACAAUGACCACUGUUGGAUAUGGGGACCUUGUACCCCAUAGCACAUUGGCAAAGAUACUUGCCUGCAUUUACGUCUUCACUGGCAUGGCUCUUGUUGGGCUAAUUCUAAGUAAGGCGGCAGAUUACAUAGUGGAAAAGCAGGAAAUUCUCUUGGUUAGAGCCAUGCAUAUGAAUGAAAAGUUUAAUGCAGCUGAGAUUCUUAUGGAGGUUGAAACCGACAAAGUGAAAUAUAAAUUUCUCGUGACUUCACAGCUACUUUUGGUUCUUAUAGUUGUGGGAAUCAGCUUCUUAUCGCUGGUUGAAAAAAUGGAAUUCAUUGAUGCCAUUUAUUGUGUUUGUUCCACUAUCACCACUCUUGGCUACGGGGAUGAGAGCUUCUCAACAGGAGUGGGACGCAUAUUUGCUAUUUUCUGGAUACUCAGCAGUACGGUUUGCUUAGCUCAGUUCUUUCUCUAUCUAGCAGAGCUGUACACUGAGAGAAGGCAAAAAUCACUGGUUAAAUGGGUUCUUACGAGAAAACUAACAUCAUCAGACCUUGAGGCAGCAGAUCUGGAUCAUGAUGGGGUGGUCAGUACAGCAGAGUUCAUCUUAUAUAAGCUGAAGGAAAUGGGAAAAAUCUGCCAGGAAGACGUUUUGCCAUUAAUGGAGAGGUUCAAAACUCUCGAUGUUGAUCACACAGGAACUUUGACUGCAUCCGAUCUGAUUUGACCCUAAUCAUCUAGAGCUGAUGACUCAACCCUUGCGUAAUUUGCUAGUGCAUCAACAUUUGAGAUAUUUCCAACAAUUCCACGGCUUAGUGAGAGGGAAUAUUCUUUAACAUGAAACCGUUGUUUCAAUCUGCAUCUCACUUUUGCAGCUGCAUAUUAAGGAGCAACAUAUGCAUAGUUUACAAAUAUAAUUUAUCUAGCAACUCCAUCCUAAGUGGAGAAUUUAUAAUGG
This is a messenger RNA of Theobroma cacao (cacao), 1317 nucleotides long. Its product is annotated as two-pore potassium channel 1-like. The record is from RefSeq and is a predicted model, not a curated record. Gene Ontology annotation, cellular component: plant-type vacuole membrane; plasma membrane. Gene Ontology annotation, molecular function: calcium ion binding; outward rectifier potassium channel activity; potassium ion leak channel activity. Lineage: Eukaryota; Viridiplantae; Streptophyta; Magnoliopsida; Malvales; Malvaceae. Gene Ontology annotation, biological process: stabilization of membrane potential; potassium ion transmembrane transport.